UGCUGUCUUGGUGUUCGUAGAGUGAAUUAUCCAUUUCUGGAAGCCUACUAGACAGAAGAAAAAUGUGGGGAGACCACCGACAAGCCAACAGAAUGGGGUCAUUUCGUGGGAGCCAAGAAGAAAGGUUUGCUCCCGGGUGGAACAGGGAAUAUCCUCCUUCCCUUGAUAGUCUUGCUCAAGAAAGACACUCUGGCAACUUCUCUGGCAGAGAAUCACUUCCUUUUGAUAUCCAGGCACUCGCAGGCCUCCUCAAUCCUCAGUUUGCCAACAGAGAGGAACCUUCUUUCAGCUUUGGAGCUAGAGAUGGACCACGUAGUGACUUCAGAGGUGGGGAGGGGCACCAUGAUUUCAGGAGCAGAGAUUACCCACCUUCUGACUUUCAGAACAGAGAUGAUUCACAGUUGGAUUUCAGAGGUAGGGAGCCACCCUCUUCAGAGUUCAGGGGCAGGGAUAUGUACUCUGGAGAGUUGCGGGAAAGAGAAGGGCCGCCUAUGGACUUCAGGGGUGGGGACGUUCCUUCAGUGGACUAUAGGAACAGGGAGGCAUUCCGUAUGAACUACAGGGAUAGGGAAGCACAUAAUAUGGAUUACAGGGGCAGAGAUGAACCUCCAUCAGACUUCAGGGGAAGAGGGUCUUUUGAUCUGGACUUCAGAGGUCGAGAUGGUUCUCAUUCAGACUUUAGGGCAAGAGAUGCCUCUGAGUUAGACUACAGAGGCAGAGAGCACUCUUAUUCAGACUUCAGAAAUAGGGACGUACCUGAUUUGGACUUUAGGGAUGUGGGUUCCUCUGAUUUGGACUUCAGAAAUAGAAAUGCACCAUCAUCAGACUUCAGAAAUAGGAACAGAUCCCGGUCCGAUCAGGAUUUUAGGAGCAGAGACGUGGCUCCUCCUAUGGACUUUUCAGAUAGGGAAAUGCCUCCUGUGGAUCAAAACCUUGUAGAUUUUAGGCGCAACCAAUCUACUCUACCUUUAGCAGAAAGAGAGGGCUCUGGUUUAAGCACCAGCAAGAGAGAGGACCCUGCGCUUGGUCUAGAUAGAACUCCCUUUGGUAGCCAAAAAGGAGAAUUCCACCAUUCAGAAACACCAGCUGGAGAAGAAGAAUCCCUUGGACUGGGUCUUGAAGACGACGCUUCACACAAUUUCCAAAAUAGCCGUGGGCCUCAUCCUACUCUUCAGAACCAGGAGGAGCAACCUCAGACCUUUGCUAACAAGCAGCAGCAGCAGCUUUCUGGGGGGGAGCAGCAAAGAUCCGAUUCUGAUCUUGGGUUAAAGGGUGAAGGUGGCCUGGAUUUCCUUGGAAGGCAAGAUACGGACUACCGAAACAUUGAGUAUCGCGAUGUGGAUCACCGGCUGCCAGGGCAUCAGAUGUUUGAUUAUGAACAUGGCAAGUCCUUCUCAGAAGGAAAACCCAGCAAAGAUUCUAGGCUCUAUAAGAGCCUUCAGGACCAAGAUUACCGGACCUGCCCCAAAUACGUGAAGCCAAGCAAACUCAUUCGGCUAGGAGGAGUGCCUGAAACUGCCACAAAGGAUGAUAUUCUCAAUGCUUUCCGUGGACCUGACGGGACACCUGUGAAGGACUUGCGACUGAAAGAUUACAGUUCAGGUUACGACUAUGGCUAUGUCUGCGUGGAAUUUUCACUCUUGGAAGAGGCCAUCGGAUGCAUGGAAGCCAACCAGGGAACCCUUUCGAUUGGCGGCAAAGAAGUGACCCUUGAGUACACGCCAUGCCCAGAGUUUUGGCGCUGCAAACGUUGUAAGGUGUGUACUGUGGGCUACAGAUCUUCCUGCUCCUAUUGCAAACUCCCAAGAGAUGGGAGCAGAGCAGGCCCAGAGUCCAGAGGUGGUUCUGAGGGAGAGGACACCCCCGCUGAGCAAGAAUUCACAGAGGCAAAGCUUGAAAAACCUGAGCAAGAGUUAUCAGGACAACCAGGAUCUCCAAAGCAGCCUCUCCAGCCCUCAGCUCCUGCUCCACAACAGGAGUGCCAGCCUCAAGAACAGGAGCCAAGGAAGAGAGAUGAAGGGAGAGAGCGGCGGCCCUCACAAGAGAAGAGAAGGGACAUGGACCGGCACCAGGAACUGCCUUCCCAGAGAGAAGCAGAGGAAACCACACCACAGGACAGUGGAGGAAGCAGAACAAUUAUGCUGAAGCGUAUUACUCGAUUCACCCCCCCGGAAGUGAUUGUGGGGCUCCUGGCCCCAUACGUGCGUCUUUCCACAUCCAGUGUACGCAUCAUGAAGAACAAGGCUGGCCGGAUGGGGCAGACCUAUGGCUUCAUUGAACUGGAGUCACAUGCUGAGGCCCUGAGGUUGCUAAAGAUAUUGCAGAAUCUGGAUCCCCCAAUCUGCAUUGAUGGACGGACAGUGGAAGUGAAUCUUGCUACAGGGAGGAGAAGGAAUGACUAUGGGGAGCAUGGCGACAAUUCCUACUAUGGCCCGGGCAGAAGGGGCAUGAGGGACAGGAGGGGCGGCGAAUCACAGAGACGCACCAGAGCGCAGUCUCCAUCAGAUGUGUCCACGUACAUUUAUGAUCCUGAAACUGGGAAUUACUAUGAUCCCAUAGCUGGGACAUACUAUGACCCUAGGACUCAGAGAGAAGUCACGAUAGACCGAGAAGCCUGCUCAUCACCUACAGAGAGCAGAAGGCGGCGGCAUGGGAGCCAAGAAAGGACGAAUGAAAGAAAGGAGCCACACAGCAGGGACAAUAGGGACAGAAAGGAGAAAGGGAAAAGUACUUCUGCUAAGAAUGAGCCUGGAGAGGAGAGGUUCUUCGUGGAAGAUGUCUUCAAAAAGCCAUUACCUCCCUCUGUGAAAAAGGAUGAAAGUGCCAACUUGAAUGAGUCUGGAGAGGAGAAGUUCUCUGCAGAAGAUGUCUUUAAAAAGCCAUUACCUCCCUCUGUGAAAAAGGACGAGAGUGCAGCCCCGCCCAAGGCAGUGAACCCUCUGAUAGGACUUCUGGGAGAGUAUGGAGGAGAUAGUGACAAUGAAGAGGAGGAGGAAGAGGAGGAGCAGGCACAGGCACAGUGGAUGCCUCCUCCCCACCCACCAGCACAGCGUGAAGAACAGCCAAGGACGGCCAAGGCCAGCGACGACAAGCUGACCGACUGGAACAAGCUGGCCUGCUUGCUGUGCAGGAGACAGUUUCCCAACAAGGAAGUGCUCAUCAAGCACCAGCAGCUUUCCAACCUACACAAGCAAAACCUGGAGAUACAUAUGAAGAUCAAACGGUCUGAGCAGGAACUGGCAUAUUUGGAGAAGAGAGAGCGCGAGGGAAGAUUCAAAGACAAAGGAAACGACCGGAGAGAGAAAUAUCAGCAGAUGGAUUCACCAGAGAGGAAACGAUUCAGAUACGAUCGGGACUCAGAGAGUGACUACGACCCAAGGAUUGAUAGUAACAACAAAGGAAACCGAACGUUGCAGUCCCCAGGGUGGAAGAAAGGCCUGGGCCACAACCAGCAGGGCACAACCUCACCAGUGGAGGUGAAUCUUCCGUUUCCUUCAAAACAAAUCACUUCUGUUCACCUGGUAACGUCUCUUGGGACAGCUGGAGGGAAUUCUCAGCUGGGACAAGAGUCAAUCCGCAAGAAUCAGCAUGGGAUAUUAUGUGUGCACUGGUUAAAUCUGCAGGCUGAGAGGGGCUGCAGGCAUGUCAGUAAGAAAGGGUUAGAAUGUGUAUGGAUCUGGAGGGCUGAAAAUAGAGUAACAGUGAGUAGGGAGGGCGUGAGCAUCUGAUUAAUACCUGUACAAAGUCAGGCUGGGAGCAACGGGCAGGAGAAGGGCUGGGGUUUGAACAGGUCACUAGCUCAAUGUUCUGCAGCCAUGUCAGGCUGGGAUGAAAAGGUGAACUUCCUCCCGGGAGGCACGAGUGUAACCAAAGCCCACAGGGCACAUGCUACUACUGUUUGUCCACUCUGCUUAGUGCUUGUGAGACCUCAGCUGCAGUUCUGGGCACUGGACUUUGAGAAGGGUUUACCAGGGUACGCUGUCUGAUGAGGACCAAUCUAUCACCAAAGAGCUUCAGGGACAGGCGGGGCUGAGCAGAUCCUAUCUUGAGGGACAGAGAUUGGCCUGUUAUGCACCUGCCAGCUCUGCCCUCUGUGACUCUCGCAGGAGCCUUAAUUUGCUGGAGAGGAAGUUUACUUGGAACAGUAUAUUAGUUGCACUUGACAUGUGUUUUUGAGCGGUCUUAAGAUUGCAACUUGCAGUUUGCAAUAACUUGAGAUAUUCUGUCCUUGUUGGUGAUUCCACAGACAGGCUGUUCACAUCCACCACUGCUCAUGCCUGCCCCCGGGCACACCACAGCAGUGUUUGUGUAUUGGUUAUGGGGGGCUGAUUAAGGGCAAAAGAAAGGGUUGUUUUCUUGUGGGUUGUUUUGGACAGCAUUUGGACAGCUGCAUGAUGCUAUGGUUGGUCAGGCAAGGGGAGACGAGGUCUUUUCCAAUGAAUUAAUUUCUGAUUUUGUUCACCGCGUAACCACGUGGAUGGUUACCGCAACAUCAUAGAGGGGCAGUGAGGGGUACAAGGGACUGAUGGCUGUUUAGGCCAGCAUUCUGCAGAAAUCCAUUCAGUGAGCAGCCCGGGAUGGCCAGGCCUAGCAGCAGCAAGUGGCCUGGGGGGAACUGCUCUAACCCCUUGCCCUGGUGCCCAGGGGCACAUGGGCAGCACCAGGCCCCGGUGGCUGUGGUCACUUCCUGUGGUGGGUUCGUUGCCUGGCUGCUUCGUUGUACGGUGUUAGCUCCUCUCCGAAGGGCAGUGCAACACGCUAGUGCUGCUCACAUUGCAACAUUGAGUUUGCAAUCAAGUGCAUCAUGACAGGCAAAUAUUUGAGGCUUUGUGACGUUUGUUUGAGCCCACACACACAAAAAAACGCAAGGUUCCUGCUUCAGUUCAGAUAGCAAGAACUGGCCCCAGCUGUUGUUCAGUCUUCACUGAGAGUUUUCUGCAGCCAUAAAAUGGGCUUUGUCGAAUAGCCAGCUCCAGCGAUGCACUCUGGGAGGUCUGACCUACAAUCAGGCUCCCUGCACUGGAUGGGAGAGCUGAUCACAAGACACAGCCCUGGUGCAACUCCUGUAAAGACCUCCCAGAAGAGCCCUAGAGAUGUGCUUUUUCCCCACUUCCAAGUCAUGCUGGAUAAAGCCGUGUGUCCCGUCCAGCCCUAGAUAACUUUGAUCUCUCAGCCUAAUUGAUUGCAUCUCUGGUAUCCAGAUAUAUCAUACUUAAAAGGAGAUAAAACUUUCAGCCUUGGGCCUGUUCUCCUGGGCUCACUCUGGGCAGGUAUAGCUGAAUAAUUUAAACACUGGCUGCAAAAGCCAGUCGUCAAAAAACAGUUGAAAUUCAGCAUGAGCUACCAGAGCCCACGGGAACUCCAUUAGAGGAGAGAACAGCUGAGCUUGUGCAAAUGCAGGCCCAGCUCUCUUGCUGACACUUUCCUUUGCUCUCUUCAGUCCUCACGCACACAUGGCUGUCUCUCAUCUGCUGCUUUUGCAUGUUUUGGCUGCCUGCUCCUACCCCAUUGUACACUAGUAUUGCUCUCCCCAGCCAGUCCCUGUGGUUUGGUUCUCUCCUGGCAUUUGCUGCGUGUGUUUUUGUUGCUUGCAAAGCCCCAGUAGUUUCUCGCAAGCAGCUUUCGGGGAUACAGUGUACUACCACCUUUGCCCCCUGUUCAGAUCCGCAAGGGAGUAAUCCCUUAAAUCUGUCCUGGAAC
Struthio camelus australis is the source of this 5700-nucleotide messenger RNA. The record is from RefSeq and is a predicted model, not a curated record. Lineage: Eukaryota; Metazoa; Chordata; Aves; Struthioniformes; Struthionidae.